Molecule: messenger RNA, 1578 nt
Organism: Ananas comosus (pineapple)
Lineage: Eukaryota; Viridiplantae; Streptophyta; Magnoliopsida; Poales; Bromeliaceae
Product: LRR receptor-like serine/threonine-protein kinase GSO1
Exons: 3
Coding region: 1-1578 (525 amino acids)
Molecular function (GO): protein binding
Source: RefSeq, a predicted model, not a curated record
AUGGAGGAACUAAUGUUAGAAAAUAAUAAGCUUCAUGGGAGUUUGUUUGGAUGGCUAGAGGAGAUGAAGAAUCUAAGUUCUCUCGAUCUCAGCAAUAAUUCACUAGUAGGGCCUAUUCCUACUGGAAUUGGGAGACUCUCAAAUUUGCAAUGGUUAGACCUCUCUUAUAAUUCCUUGCAAGGUGUCAUAUCUGAAGCUCAUUUUGCCAAUCUAUCAAAGUUGGUGGAGUUGACCUUAAGCUCAAAUUCUUUGACCAUUGACGUGGAUCAAUAUUGGAUUCCUCCGUUUCCUCCGUUGUACCCUCGAAGGGGUCACCCUUCUAUUCUCGGUCAGCUGCCUCUUCUUCCUCUAUUUCCAGCAUGGCUUCGAUGGCAAAUGCAAAUUGACGAUCUAAAUCUGUCCAACACUAGCAUUGCAGAUAGUAUUCCUGAAUGGUUUUGGAAUUUGUCAUUUUCCUCCGUAGAUCUCUCUCAUAAUCAGAUUACAGUCUUGGAUUUGUCAAACAACAAUCUUGCCAACGAAAUUCCUUCUUCAAUUGGUUCACUGAGUUCGCUCACAUUAUUGCACCUCAACAAUAACAACUUCUAUGGAGAACUUCCUUUGGAAUUGCGACAUUGCAAUAAUUUGCUGUUCCUUGACCUUAGCAACAAUAAACUCACAGGGGGAAUCCCAAGAUGGAUAAGAGAAAACUUGCAGGAUCUAGUAAUAUUGCAGUUGAGGUCAAAUAUGUUUGUGGGAGAAAUUCCUCCAGAACUUGCACGACUUGCUUAUCUCCAAUUCUUGGAUCUUGCGCAUAAUAAUUUGACAGGAUCAGUACCAGAUUCUUUUGGUAAUUUCAGCGCUAUGAUCUCUCAUACGAUUCACAAUUAUGAUGGAAAAGCAUUUACUGUUGACGAAAGCAACUUUACAGAUUUUGACUACAAUAAUAACUUGCUUGUGGUAAUACAAGGAAAAGAGUAUCAAUAUUCUACCACCAUGUACCUUCUCAAGAUUGUGGACCUCUCAGAAAACAAUCUAAGCGGUCAAAUCCCAAAAGAGAUAGUUGCACUUGUGUUAUUACGUAGUUUGAAUUUAUCAGGAAAUCAUCUAAAUGGAAUGAUUCCGGAAUUGAUAGGUGACAUGCACUCCUUGGAAUCACUGGACCUCUCUCUAAAUGAGCUUCAAGGUGCCAUUCCACAAAGCUUGUCGGCUUUGACAUUUUUGAACUACCUGAAUUUAUCUUAUAACAAUUUAUCUGGAAGAAUUCCAACAGGAAAUCAAUUGAGCACACUCAAUAACCCUUCAAUUUAUAUUGGCAACACUUAUCUUUGUGGACCUCCCACGGGGAAGAAUUGUACUGAAAAUGAAACAAUGCCUAAUGAUGUUGGGGACGACUACCCUGAUGGAUCAGAGUCAGCAUGGCCAUACCUCAGCAUUGGCUUAGGGUUCGUGGCUGGAUUUUGGAGUGUGUGCGGUAUUUUAAUAUUCAAGGAGUCCUGGAGUAGCAUCUAUUUUCAAAUGAUUGAUAAGCUUUACGACAAAUUAUAUGUGAUGAUAGUAAUAAGUUUGAGAAGGUUGAAUAGAAAAAUGCACGGAUGA